Bombus impatiens (common eastern bumble bee) is the source of this 2824-nucleotide messenger RNA. It is a transcript of the gene atl, whose product is annotated as atlastin. The record is from RefSeq and is a predicted model, not a curated record. Gene Ontology annotation, biological process: protein homooligomerization; endoplasmic reticulum organization. The transcript has 8 exons. Bases 519 to 2456 code for a protein of 645 amino acids. Gene Ontology annotation, molecular function: GTPase activity; GTP binding. Lineage: Eukaryota; Metazoa; Arthropoda; Insecta; Hymenoptera; Apidae.
UACUCAUAAAAUUUAAUAUCGCUCGAUUCUUAUAAGUGAUCGAUAAAAUUGUCAAAUCUAGUUUGAGCAAUUGAACGUCCAGAAACCGGUUGUAAUUAGUGAAAGUUGAAAUAGGAAUGUGAAGUUUCACUUAUAAGAAUAAAUCUCUAUCGAUCAUUUUAUAACAUAAUUAAAAAAAAAGCAAUACGCUCUCGACGAAAAGUUAACCUUAAGAGGAAGUUUAUUUUUAGAUAUGUAUCUAAUCUCAUUGAUUAUCUGUUUGAAGUUUGAAAUCUACUGUUAUUGUUCGGUGUAACGAGAGUAAAAGCACUCGUGGGAAGAGGUUACCGUUCUUUCCCACGAGAAGCGAUUCACUUUCGUUAAUAUUAUUCUUUGCAUUUACAUUCAAUAAACGUCUCACUAUCAAAUAUAUCGCGUAAUUGUCACGAACAAGUAAAAGUUAGCGACAAAGUUCGUUUUAACCUACGUAGUAAAGCUGUUGCACGCAGUUACGGAAGUGGCGUCAUUCCUAUUCCAUUAUGGCGGACAUUCAGCAGAGUAAACAGAGUGGCAAUUACAGCAGAUCGUAUGUGGUCAAGAAAGUCCCGAUGACGACCCUCGAUGAAAACGUGAACCGUGUUCCACGGGUGUACACAAACGAACGGGAGGAAGAAGAUCGAUCUGGUUGGCAAGAAAAAAUAGAACGUCUUUCAAUGGAUAGUCAGGAUAAAAAGACAUCGGAUGUAGGACAACCUGUACAGAUCGUACUUGCUCAUCCAGACCAUAGUUUCGAAUUAAACGAAGAAGCCUUGUCAAAAAUUCUUCUUGACGAUGAUAUUAAAAAUAGGAGUGUAGUUGUUGUGUCAGUAGCAGGUGCUUUCAGGAAAGGCAAAAGCUUCCUGCUUGACUUUUUCUUGCGAUACAUGAACAGUCAGUAUAAUAAUAAUAACCAGACGGAUUCUUGGUUGGGCCAAGAUGAUGAGCCACUGAGUGGAUUUUCAUGGAAAGGAGGCUCUGAAAGAGACACAACAGGGAUAUUAAUGUGGUCGAAAGUUUUUUGCGGUACCUUACCGGACGGUGAAAAAAUUGCUGUGAUUUUAAUGGAUACACAAGGUGCUUUCGAUAGCCAGUCGACAGUGAAGGACUGUGCGACUGUGUUUGCUCUAAGUACAAUGUUGUCAUCCGUACAAAUUUAUAAUCUAUCACAAAACAUCCAAGAGGAUGACCUUCAGCACUUGCAACUUUUUACGGAAUAUGGUAGGCUGGCGUUACAAAAGUCUGGUGUCACGCCGUUCCAGAAGUUACAAUUCUUAGUGAGAGAUUGGAGUUACCCAUACGAAGCACCUUAUGGUUCAGAAGGUGGAAAAGAGAUACUAAACAGAAGACUAGAAAUCUCCGACAAACAACAUCCAGAAUUACAAAAUCUGAGAAUGCAUAUUAAGUCUUGCUUCUCGGAAAUAUCUUGUUUUCUAAUGCCACAUCCAGGCCUGAAUAUUGCCACUAAUCCUCGUUUCGAUGGUAGAUUAUCGGAAAUUCAACCAGAAUUUAAGGAACAGCUCAAAGUGCUUAUACCGGUGUUAUUAGCUCCAGAGAAUUUAGUUCCAAAGAAAAUCGAUGGUCAACUUGUGAAAGCAAGGGAUUUGUUGGAAUAUUUCAAAAGUUACAUGAAAAUUUACAAAGGAAACGAACUUCCAGAACCAAAAAGUAUGUUAGUGGCAACAGCAGAGGCAAAUAAUUUGGCUGCGGUAACGGAAGCGAGAGAAUUUUAUAUACGAUUAAUGGAAGAUGUCUGUGGAUCAAGAAAACCAUAUUUAACAACAGCGCGUUUAGAGACCGAGCAUGCACGUUGUAUGGAUAAAGCUAUGUGCAUAUUUCAAAAUAAAAGAAAAAUGGGCGGAGAUGCAUUUAGUCAAACCUAUAUGAAAAAAUUAUGCGAGGAUAUGGAUAAAGCGUUUGUUCAUUUUAAAGCACAAAAUGAAAGUAAAAAUGUUUUCAAAUCAACAAGAACCGCAGGAGUAUAUGGUGCAAUUGUUGCCAUCAUGUACUUUUUAUCCUCAGUAUUUGGUUUUACUGGCUUAUAUUUGCUAGCAAAUAUUUGUAACUUCAUCAUGUGCAUCUGUAUAUUAACCCUCAUGUUAUUGGCAUAUAUUAGGUACAGUGGUAAUUACGACACACUUGGGGUAGUGAUAGAUGAAGUGGCAAACACUUUAUGGAAUAAUGUCCGAGAUAUGGGUGUACUAUUCACUGUACUUACACUUGCUGUGGCUGCUGCUUCAUCAUGGUUUAUAAUUUUAUAUGGUUUCAUUUCAUUUCCACUUCCUUCUCCACCUUCGUCUUCUACACGUUUUAGUUUUGGAGAUAUAUCUAAUUUUUGGGAACAUUUAUAUUCUAUUGUUGAGAAGUAUCAAAUAUUCAAAUAUAUCAACUAUUACUUCGGCAAUUAUAUAGAAAAGGGCACACCUCACCGAUUUCAAUAAGCUUGAAAUAUGUUGUCAAGGACAACAUUCUGAACAAUUUUUUGCUGUACAUUUAAUUACCGCUCGGCCUUCGUGUCCAAGAUAUACACAAAAGCUUCAAUUAAAUUUAGUUACUAUUACAUUUCAUUCAUACAACAUAAUAAGUGACCGCAUUUUUAUAUGACCCAACCUAAACUGAACUCCAAUCCAUAGCCCAUUCAUUUUUAUUUUUUAUUUGCACAAUGUCAAAAAUAGUUUUCUUUCACCAAUGAAUUAAACUUAGGUUGGACUAUAUAAAGAUGCCCGCCUACUUCAGAGUAGAGUGUAAUCUUAACAUGAAUUGUAUUGAGGUUUUUUGCAAAUAUUUCAGAAAUUAAGGCCGAGUGACG